Iphiclides podalirius (scarce swallowtail) is the source of this 372-nucleotide messenger RNA. Lineage: Eukaryota; Metazoa; Arthropoda; Insecta; Lepidoptera; Papilionidae. The record is from the annotation of a GenBank genome assembly.
AUGCUGUUGCGUUUAUUGCAAUUGAGAAUUCGUCGCUUGGGUUCAACAGAGAGCACCAGCAAUAACUCCAAAUUACAUUUUAAAGAUUGUUAUGAGGAAAUUAUAUCAGUUAUAAAAACUCAUCAGCGGCUUAUCAAAUAUGGCAGUGAUCUGGAAAAUGCCUUUACGAUAGUUAAUCUCAUCAACGUGCUCCUAAGCUCAGUAGACAUUUGCUGCGUCGUAUUUAACAUAAGCUCAGCGUUAUGCAGGUCUCAAAAGCCUCUUUAUUUUACGGCGCUGAAAUUUAGUUGUAUAACGAUGACUACAUAUACCUCGAUUCUUACAAGCUCCUAUUCUUACUUCACUCUCCUCUACACUGUAUAUUUAAGUGAU